This is a messenger RNA of Adineta ricciae, 762 nucleotides long. The record is from the annotation of a GenBank genome assembly. Lineage: Eukaryota; Metazoa; Rotifera; Eurotatoria; Adinetida; Adinetidae.
AUGGUUGUCUUAUCGAAUAUUGUGAUUUUUAUGAGUUUUAUUCAAAUUAUUCACAGCCUCGAUUCAUGUCGACAAACAUUUGGAAAGCAUAAAUAUGAUCUUAAUCGUCUGAAUCAUCUAGCGUUGUCAGGAGAUGAUGGCGAAUUUCGAUAUGUGUUGACUCCAUGUGGACUAGUGCCUACAGACAAAUGUGGAAAAAGUGGAACGCCAUUCGGAAAGGGAAUGAUGGCAUGCCAGGAAAGAAUUGCUACGAGCAGUUUUGAAUCAGCGAUGGGUUUUCUUGAUGGAUAUGGGAAAACACCGAAUCUUGAAUUUGUUGAAAAUUCACAAGGACCAGGAACAGGAGUUUUAAUGACCGUUCGAAAUGCGUUAUGCAAUGGACGAGAACGUCUAGUUAAAAUUACAUUCGUUUGUGAUGAAAGUCAGAAAAAUCCAAGCACAAUGGUCGUAGUCGAAGGUCCAACUUGCCAGUUUGCUAUAACAGUGAAAGCAGCAGAUGCGUGUCCUGUUCAAGGUAGAAUUUCUGGUGGAAUAAUUUUUAUUAUUGUUUUACUAGUUGUUAUAAUCGUCUAUAUAAUCGGCGGUGUUUCAUAUAAUCGAUUCAUCAAGAAACAAACAGGCUUAGGAAUUUUACCACAUCCAGGGUUUUGGCUACUCGUAGUCGGAUUAUUUAUAACUGGGUGUAAAUUUUGCGUGAAUUUUAUUUUGAGUUGUGGUCGAGGAACAUCGGCAGCUCCUGGAAGUAAAUAUGAAUCUGUUUGA